Messenger RNA from Aspergillus mulundensis, 837 nucleotides. RefSeq lists its product as uncharacterized. Lineage: Eukaryota; Fungi; Ascomycota; Eurotiomycetes; Eurotiales; Aspergillaceae. The transcript has 2 exons. Bases 1 to 837 code for a protein of 278 amino acids. The record is from RefSeq and is a predicted model, not a curated record.
AUGUGGAACCAACCCCCAACCCCCAUAUCCACCGAAUGGACAGACGGCUCGUCUCAUUCUCAGUCUCAGUCUCAAGGCGACGGCGAGUACGUGAUCGAGAUGGACAAUCUCCCACCACCCAAAUACCCCGAGUCCGCAGCCUGCGCGCAGUCGAUUCACUCUGUCCCGCCUGCAUACGACGAGCGCGAGGAGCACCGACGCCUCUACGAUCUUGAUUCCUCCACUUGUUCGGAUCCUGAGACGCCUGUGCCUGUGUCUGUGUCUGUGGCCGUGCCGCUGGCUGCGAGUACGGCUCGCGUCAUCACGUAUACACCGGUCCGCGUCCACGAGCGAAGACUGAACCGGACCCGGGCCCGGGCCCAGCAACGCACGCCUGCACAAUCUCGAUCCCAAUCGCGCAAGGCUCCCUCCUACUGUUCGAAAUGGAAGACGGUCAUGAAGAUCCUCAUCGUCCUUCUCAUCCUCGCGGCUCUCGGGGGGAUAAUCUACGGGGUGUAUUACGGGGUGACGAAGUCGCACCAGAAGGAUCUUGGUGCUGGGCACCAGCAGGCUCCGAAGCCGGAGGUUCACAGUCCCAAGCCCAAGAAGCCAAAACCGCAGAAGCCAAAGACCCAGAAGCCGAAGAAGCCUAAGCCUGAGAAGCCAAAGCCUGAAAACCCCAAGCCCAGGGAGCAGGCAGUCCAGCCCUACGAAGACAUCUCGGGCAAUGGCUGGUGGCACUGGGUGGUCCCUGCAGGUAAGAGUCAAGCAGAGGGCCACUGGCAGUUUGUGCGCAGGCGGAAGAACGUGCUGGAGAGGCUCUGGGACAGUGUCAAGUCGGAUCUUGAUCUUCCGUGA